CUCUUCCGGGAGAUCAUUUCCUUUUACGUUUUCUUAUUCUCUAUCUCCUUAGUGUUUCUUUUAUUUCCUUGUCUAUCUUCUGUAUCUUGGGUCUGGUUUUCUUUGGGUUUCCUAUUUCUUAUUAGUCUACAUCCACGCACGCCUAUAACGAUCAAGACUAUCUAAGAACUCAACAAAGAAACCACAUCGAUUUAACCUUGAUAACCAACAUUACUACCCCCUAUUCUUCAUCCAUCUUCCGACUCACAUCUAUCAAAAUGUAUACUUCGACGCUACUGGUAUCAUUUCUCGGCGCUUCGACCGUUAUUGCUGCCCCAACAUGGCCAUCGUUUAACUGGAACGCCGCUAAGCCAGACGGUCUCGAAACUGUUUCCGAGUACUUCAACAUGUUAGCAUCAAAAGUCGAAUUAGGGAAGUCCAUGACCGCCGCCCCGGUUUGUGAUCUAUCGAAGGCUCAAAUGGCAGCAGCUCCUACACCACUGCCACCUCCAUCUGCCGGUCUUACUCUAAAGCAUGUUGCCAUCGGCCGUGGGACGCAAAAUUACACCUGUGAUACGACCAACGCCACAGCCGUUCCCGCUGCUGUAGGAGCCGUUGCGACCCUUUUCAACGCUAGCUGUGUAGCCUCAACAUAUCCGGAUCUGCUCCAGAUCCUGCCGAAGCUUGCAUUACAAUUCAACCUCACGGCACAGGAAGACUCUCGCAUGGGCCCGACCGACCUUAUGAUCUCAGGCCACCAUUUCUUCACUGACAAUACAACCCCGUUCUUCAACCUCGACACGAAUCAGUACAACCUCGGCGAAGCCCCAUGCAGCAAGGCUAACCAGACGAACGCACCGGAUGAUGCACCCAGGGGUCAGCAAGGCGAGAAGGCCGUUACAUGGCUGAAGUUGAAGACGGAGAGUGGCUCUACGGGUAACUUGCAAGAGGUCUACCGGAUCAACACGGCGGGCGGCUCCCCACCGACGACAUGCCAAGGCCAACCGGCCGCAUUCGAGGUGCAAUAUUCCGCACAAUACUGGUUCUGGGAGGGUGAAUCUCAAUCAUGAGCAACACCAUCAUCUCUAAACUAAGUAAAAUUGUAUAAACAGGAAAAAUAGAGGGGCAUAGCAGUGCUCUGUAAUAAGGAGGCGGACAUUAUCAGUGUCAUCGCCUGCGCGUAUCAUGAUAGGAGACGCGGCAGGCAUCUUUAUGUGGAGGACACACCUCUGUCUCCCCCAGGGCGUUCGGGAUGGGCACUAUUCGGCGAGGAUACCAAGACGCAUGCACGUGUACGGAGAGACGGAGCUACGAGGAUAUCCAGUAUUACGAUUCAUAUCAUUUCUUCAUUUACCUCAUAUACUACUACUUAUUUCUAUCUUGUUAAUAUAUUUUUAAACUCGUUUUUUUAUUGUAUCUUAUUCAUAAUGACUUGCUGUGACAUGACAUAUUCUGUCUUAGUGCGACAUCGUACUUACUAGGUAUCCCAUCAUCUCAGCAUUCGCGACCGCAAAUUAUUCC
Molecule: messenger RNA, 1500 nt
Organism: Annulohypoxylon maeteangense
Lineage: Eukaryota; Fungi; Ascomycota; Sordariomycetes; Xylariales; Hypoxylaceae
Exons: 3
Coding region: 258-1049 (263 amino acids)
Source: RefSeq, a predicted model, not a curated record